Messenger RNA from Syngnathus typhle (broad-nosed pipefish), 2888 nucleotides. It is a transcript of the gene pacsin2, whose product is annotated as protein kinase C and casein kinase substrate in neurons 2. The record is from RefSeq and is a predicted model, not a curated record. Gene Ontology annotation, cellular component: cytoplasm; plasma membrane; endosome. The coding region runs from base 191 to 1744 and encodes 517 amino acids. Gene Ontology annotation, biological process: regulation of endocytosis; plasma membrane tubulation; cytoskeleton organization. The transcript is spliced from 12 exons. Gene Ontology annotation, molecular function: phospholipid binding; protein binding. NCBI's taxonomy places the organism in Eukaryota, Metazoa, Chordata, Actinopteri, Syngnathiformes, Syngnathidae.
UGUUAUAAGACAUUUUGGGGCAACCGACGGUGGUGUCAUACAGUCGCUCGCUGGUGGGACCGCUUCUCCCGGAAAAAAGGGACAAACUCCUAAAACCAGCCCGACUAAGGAAAUCAACCAGCAACUCGGACAUAAAGUCAUCGAUCCGAGCGAACUUGUAAGAGUCUACUUGUCACAUCCGGCAGCAGCCAUGUCGGGCUCCUACGACGACUCCAUGAUCGACGUCUCCAGCGACAGCUUCUGGGAGGUGGGCAACUACAAGCGUACGGUGAAGCGGGUGGACGACGGCAACAGACUGUGCAAUGACCUCAUGAGCUGCAUCCACGAGCGGGCGCGCAUCGAGAAGUCGUACGCCCAGCAGCUGAGCGAGUGGGGCAAGCGCUGGAGGCAGCUCAUCGAGAAAGGCCCCCAGUAUGGUAUGCUGGAGCGGGCGUGGUCGUCGCUGUGCACGGAAGCGGAGAAGGUCAGCGAGCUGCACAUGGAGGUGAAGGCGGCGCUGAUGGGCGAGGACUUUGAGAAGCUGAAGAACUGGCAGCGCGACGCCUACCACAAGCAGAUGAUCGGCGGCUUCAAGGAGACCAAGGAGGCCGACGACGGCUUCCGCAAGGCGCAGAAGCCCUGGGCCAAGAAGCUCAAAGAGGUGGAGACCAUGAAGAAGAUGUACCAUUCAGCCUGCAAGGAGGAGAAGCUGGCGGCCAGCCGGGAGAACAACAGCAAGCUGGAGAGCAACAACAAUCCCGAGGUCCUGAAGAAGCUCCAGGAGAAGGUGGAGAAGUGCCAGCAGGAGGCGCAGAAGACAAAGGAACGCUACGAAAAGUCCCUGGAGGAGCUGGACAAGCUGACGCCUCAGUACAUGGAGAACAUGGAGCAGGUCUUUGAGCAGUGGCAGCAGUUUGAAGACAAGCGCAUUCGCUUUUUCAAGGAGCUCCUGCUGGAAGUCAAGCAGCACUUGGACCUCUCCACCAAUCACAAGUUCCAGACGAUCUACCACACGCUGGAAGACACCAUCGUCGCCACGGACGGCGAGGAGGACCUGAAGUGGUUCCGGUCCAACCACGGUCCUGGCAUGCCGAUGAACUGGCCUCAGUUUGAGAACUUGGACUGGUCCCACGUUCACUCCUUUAAGAGAAGGUCCAUUGUAGACUGGUCCAUAGACCUGAACCGGACCCUCAGCAGGCGGGGGACGAAGAAGACCUCCGAGGGCGUCACGCUGACGGGCAUCAGUCAAACCGGGGCCGACCAGCCGGUUCAGCCGCUCAAGACUAACAACAGCAGCAUUAGCCUGAGCGCGCCCGCAAAAGCGGGCUCCAACCCGUUCGACGAGGACGACGAUGACGACGAUGAAGAGCGGGAGGUGGCCGAGGUGGCCGAGGUGGCGGAGGAGACGCCACCGCCACCGCCGGCGGCACUCAACCACAUCAGUGACAAAAAGGAGGAAGUGAAAACCGUCAGCAGCGCGGAGAGGACCCCGGACUGGUCCGACGAGGACACGGCCGCCAACCCCUUCUCGGCCAACGGCGACGGCAACCCGUUUGAGGACGAGCCGGCCUCCCCGGUGGUCUCGGUGCCCGUCCGGGCUCUGUACGACUACGAGGGGCAGGAGCAGGACGAGCUCACCUUCAAAGCGGGUGACGAGCUGACCAAAAUCGGCGAGGAGGACGACCAGGGCUGGUGCAAAGGUCGACUCAAGGACGGCAAAAUCGGGCUCUACCCCGCCAACUACGCGGAGGACCUCCAGGAGUGACCGCAAGUGAGUCAGGUCGAUGGAGACAAAGGUGGCCUUCUCGCCAACAUUUCCCGUGUUUUUGUGUGGCGUGGUAAGAGAAGUGAGCCCACAAAAGGACCUUCCCAAGAUGGAGGAUCACUUAAGUUUGGCAUUAAGACACUUGUUGACGCUGUUACAAAUUAAAAAAAAAAAGGCUCAUCAAUUAAAAUACAGUAAACACUGGGCCUGAUGGAAGGUUUCAUUAAACACAAGCCGCUACGGACUUGGACACGAUUGGGUGGGUUGGUGGCGGGCUUAGUUCACGCGACUUUGAUUUCAGUCUUGUGGCGCCCUCGUGUGGUUCACGUCGGGGUUGAAGUCUUCUUUGGCACUGCACUUGAAUGUAAACUCACUGAUUGUAUUUUGUUCAUGAGCUGUCCGCCGACUUUAAAUGCUGUUGUUGUACAUUCAACCACUGACCUAAUUAUAUGCAAUCCUCUCUACUUUUGAUUCUAGAUUGUAUGUACAUAUAUAUAUAUUUUUUGCCUUUUAUUCGACACUGAAUAUCUUCCAGAAGGCUUGAAGCGCCACCUCAGUUUCAAGUAUGGGAGUUUAUUUUUUAUUUUCUAUUCUUCAAUACGGCAUACAACCGCGGCAAGAUACGGUAUUUUGUUACAGGCACAUAUAAAUGCCACAAAUUAAGCUUUGGAAUGGUAGGAAGUUGAUAAUUGUUAAUUUAUGAUACCCUUAAGUGCUCUUUGUUCUGUUCAAAUGCGCUGACUGAGAAUCAGUUUGUACAAAAAUUGAAUGUUUUAUGUUAUUCUCCUACUUUCCAACGUGAUUAUUUUUCCCUUUUUGCAUGGGGCCAAAUUCUUACAAUUAAUCGGCUAGUCUAUGAAUUGUUACUGACUUUAUUCCAUUUUUUUUUUUUAAACAAAUCAGUUAUGAUGAUGAUAGCCUUACCCUGGGAGACAUUUUUCAUUUGUGUAGCCAUGAUUUCAUGAUUAAAAAACGAGAGCCAACCCUGAUGCCUUUAAAUCCAGAAAUGAAUUCCCCUGGUGCCUUUAAAUCCAGAAAUGAAUUGCCAAGUUUUUGCCAAGUUUUCAGGACACGUUGUCAUUUGCACAGCUCAUGUUUGUAAAUGUUGUCCCACACAACAUAAUAAAUGAAUUUAUUUCAGUAA